This is a messenger RNA of Panicum hallii, 750 nucleotides long. Its product is annotated as arsenate reductase 2.1. The coding region runs from base 98 to 493 and encodes 131 amino acids. NCBI's taxonomy places the organism in Eukaryota, Viridiplantae, Streptophyta, Magnoliopsida, Poales, Poaceae. The transcript has 3 exons. Gene Ontology annotation, cellular component: nucleus; cytoplasm. The record is from RefSeq and is a predicted model, not a curated record. Gene Ontology annotation, molecular function: protein tyrosine phosphatase activity.
CAAAAAAGACAAGUGUUCGAGGACCACUCUUUUCUGAUUCUUCACCUGAACAGAACCGCCGCCGCAGACGACGCACGGCGAGGGGAGGCGAGCGGGGAUGGCGAGGAGCGUGUCGUACGUGUCGGCGGCGAAGCUGGUGUCUAUGGCGCGCGGCAAUCCCCGCGUCGCCAUCAUCGACGUCAGGGACGAUGAGAGGAGCUACCAGGCGCACAUCGCGGGGUCGCACCACUUCGCCAGCGGCAGCUUCGCGGCGCGGAUGCCGGAGCUGGCGCGGGCCGCCAGCGGCAAGGACACCCUCGUCUUCCACUGCGCUCUCAGCCAGGUGCGAGGUCCAACAUGUGCUCGGAUGUUCUCGGACUAUCUAUCAGAGACCAAGGAGGAUUCAGGGAUAAAGAACAUCAUGGUACUGGAGCGCGGUUUUAACGGAUGGGAGGUUUCAGGGCAGCCUGUUUGCCGCUGCACCGACGCUCCUUGCAAAGGGACGUGCUCUUGACCACACAAGUUCCAUCUCUCAGGCCUUCAACGAUCGGCAUGGUCUCCGUUUCUGCUCUCGCUUACAUCGCCUCAUUGAAAUUGUAACACACGACACAGCUCAUUGGGUUAGCUGGCAAUGCCAAUUUGUGGGAACUUCGUUGCAUAACUACCACCGUGCUGUCAGAUACAAUACAGUACUACAGUACAAAACACUCCACGAUACUGAUUCAUUUCAGAUUGGCUGCAUAGUGGAAACUGUUUUUGCUUCCGCCUGUA